This is a messenger RNA of Cyphellophora europaea CBS 101466, 3114 nucleotides long. RefSeq lists its product as uncharacterized. Bases 1 to 3114 code for a protein of 1037 amino acids. The record is from RefSeq and is a predicted model, not a curated record. Gene Ontology annotation, cellular component: nuclear envelope; cytosol. The transcript is spliced from 4 exons. Gene Ontology annotation, molecular function: small GTPase binding. Lineage: Eukaryota; Fungi; Ascomycota; Eurotiomycetes; Chaetothyriales; Cyphellophoraceae. Gene Ontology annotation, biological process: protein import into nucleus.
AUGCCUUCAUUCGCCAUCGAAGUUGAAGGCGAGGCAAACCCUUUGAAUCGUGAUGCCUUGCUAUCCACCAUAGCCAACAGCUUGUCCGGUCACCAGAAUCUCAAAGUGUCAUCACAGCAGUUGGCCAAUUGGGAAAGGUCACCAGGGUAUCACGUCUUGCUGCAAAGUCUCUAUGCGGACUUUUCCCUCCCACAAGAAGUGCGAUUCCAAGCCAUCAUACAACUCAAGAAUGGCAUCGACAAGCACUGGAGAAAGCAGUCUCAGAACGCUAUUACGAAAGAGGACAAAGAGAAGAUGCGAUCAAUAGCCAUUGAGGCAGGCGUGCAGGAGUCUGUACCUGCCUUGGCUCUUCAGAAUGCUCUCAUGCUGGCGAAAAUUGUCCGGUAUGAGUAUCCCAACGAUUGGCCUGACGUCUUCAAAAUCCUCAUUCAGCACCUUCGCAAUGCAACAGACAAUCUAAUCGAGCACCAAUACACCUCUAAUGUCCUUGUCAUCACUCUACAGAUCAUCAAAGAGCUUGCAGCUGGUAAAUUGCAGCGGAUGAAAAAGGCCCUGGAACAGAUCUCCUCAGAGCUCCUUCAUGUGCUUGGGAAUCUCUAUAUCGCGCUUGUUGGAAAGUUGGCAAAGAAUCUAACCGCAGGCAUUGAUGCCGAUUCAGCACGAAACAGUCAUACAGCCUUGAAGACUUUACGCCGUCUUCUAGUGUCUGGCUUUGAGCACCACCACCGGAAUGACGAGCUCAAGCAGUUCUGGCUGUUGCUGCAAGACCAUCAGAGCCGAUUUCUGAGCAUGCGAGAAGAGCACUUUGCCAUUAAGCACUUACUGCAAUUAUCAAAACUUUACCUAGAAAUGGCGAGGGCGCACCCUGCCGCUUUCGUCCUCCUCGGUUCUAUGGAGAUUUUGAAUCGGUCAUGGUCCAUUAUCAGCGAUAACGAUGCAAGAGGCACCCUUCAGUCAGACUUCAACUGGGCCGUCUACCGUGACGGAGACGAUACCGAGGACUCACCAAGAGAGAAGCUGGCACUGAGAGCUCUACUCUUGUUUAGAGCCUGUGUCAAGAUGGUCUUUCAGCCAGCUUUAACCUUCAGAUAUCAGACUCCACAGGACAAAGAGGAUCGCAAGCUUGCGACAGAUUCCAUCAAGACACAAGUCCUCACAGAUGACUUUGUGGUCAGAAUUAUGGAAACAUUGGUCACCAAGUUCUUCGUACUACGGCCUUCCGAUCUUCGUGAUUGGGAAACAGAGCCUGAUGAGUGGGAGAGACGUGAAGAAGAAAUUGCCGACGCUUGGGAGUUCUCCAUCAGAUCUUGCUCCGAGAAGCUGUUCCUAGACCUUGUCAUCAACUUCAAGCAGCUUCUUGUCCAACGACUCCUGGAUGUCUUCAACCAAUACGCAAGUGUAGACAACACGAAUGUCCUUUUGAAAGACAGUCUUUAUUCCGCUAUAGGAAUAGCGGCAGCCUGUCUCGACGAUGUCCUUGACUUCAACACCUUCCUCCGCUCGACUCUAGUACCAGAGGUGCAAAUGACACAUCCUGGCUAUAAUCUCUUGAGAAGGAGAAGUGCGAUGGUGCUUGCACAGUGGGUACCCAUCAAACCAGACGUGAUUGACAGGGUCGCUGUGUAUCAGGUAUUUACUCACCUGCUGUCGAAAGAUGACAGCUUCAACGACCACGUUGUCAGGGUCACGGCUGGCCGUCAGCUCCGUAUGGUCCUAGAGCCUUUCGAGUUCAACUACACGGACUUUGCUCCGUACGCCACCCCUAUCUUAUCCAGCAUCAUGCUUCUCACCGCUGAAACGGAGCUCUCGGAAACAAAAAUGGCUCUUCUGGAAACAGUUCGUGUGGCCGUCACGAAGCUUGAGGGUCACAUCGAACCGUACGCAGAGGGAAUCAUGUCCAUGCUUCCACCACUGUGGGCCCAGAGCGGCGAGGAGCACCUCAUGAAGCAGGCCAUUCUGACGAUGAUUACUGCGAUCGUAAACAGCCUACGCGAGAAGAGCCUGUCCUACCAUGCAGCUAUCCUGCCACUCAUCCAUGAUUCAGUCCAGCCGGACUCAGAGGCUUCGGUAUAUCUCCUAGAGGAGGCUCUUGAGCUAUGGAAAGCGAUUUUGAUCCAGACACCGACUAAUGAGCCGUCACAUGAACUGCUCGCAAUGUCGACUUCUCUCCUUCCACUCUUAGAAAUGGGAAGUGAGCUUCUUCAGCAAAUCUUCGACGUCAUCGAGUCCUAUACAGUCCUCUCACCCACCGCCGUUUUGGCGCCGACUUUCUUUACGCCACUGACUGCCUCGCUGAAGAACCUGCUCCCAAUGCUCGCCUCGAGCCGCGCCCGAGAUGCUGCACUAGCUCCCCACGUCCUUGAGAAUCUCACAGCAACGUUGACCGUACCCACAUACUUUGACGCGACCACAAGACUACAGGCGACACAACAUCUCUUCUCUACUUUGGUGGCCUCAGGUUACCUGCGUGACCUGCUCCAGAUUCUGCAUGAGGCUCAUACAUACCACUCGGACCCACGUCCGAAUCGACGGCCUCCGGACGUAAUCGGGCCGGGCGAGACGAGCUUGUUCUCACUGCUCGCACGUCUAGCGCUCCUCUCCCCACCACUUUUCAUCCAAGCCAUCAACGCCUGCUCCUCCGAGACAUCCGCCCUCGAUUGGCUUGUAGUGGAGUGGAUUGGGCACUUCGACGCCAUCGGCGAUAUUCUGCGCAAGAAGCUCCAAAUCCUCGGCGUGACCGCCUUGCUCACCGCCUCGAGCCCGCCACCAACAAUACUGCUAGAUCAGUUGCAAAGCUUGAUGACAGUGUGGACGGACAUUGCAACAGAACUGGGCGAGGAGGCUGCGGAUGACAGCCAGGGCGAUUACCUGUGGUAUUUCACGAAACCGAGCGAUGCGCCGGACUGGCCGGAUGCGACGCCCGAGGAUGGACGGAAGAAGGUGCUCGGUAACAACGACCCCAUAUUCUCAGUCAAUGCGAGGCACUUUAUCGCAGAGCACUUCAAGGGCGUGAUGCAGAGCUGGCCGGGUGGGCAGGCGGCGUUCGAGGCCGAGUGGCUGGGUCGCAUUGACGAAGCGGUUAUGAAGAGUUUCGUCGAGCUAAAGAUUCUAUGA